Molecule: messenger RNA, 552 nt
Organism: Mesorhabditis belari
Lineage: Eukaryota; Metazoa; Nematoda; Chromadorea; Rhabditida; Rhabditidae
Source: the annotation of a GenBank genome assembly
AUGGCUUCAACGAGCUAUCGCUUCGAUUGGUUUCAAACGGAGGCUGCCGUGACAAUGACGGUGAUGAAGAAAAAUGUUUCGCCAGAACGAUGCCAAGCGAGGAUCAGCGAAAACAAUCAUCUGCGAAUCAACGUUGACGAUGAGGAAAUUUGGACUGGAAAACUCGAAGGGCCAAUUGAUCCAACAAAAAUCACCAUCAAAUGCACGCCUUCAAAGAUCGAGGUCUCGAUGCCAAAAGCAACACCUGGAAGAUGGACAAAGCUGGUGAUUGAGGCGGAUUCAAUUCAGCCAACAACGACGAAAAGGGAUUGGGAUGCCCUCGAGAAGCAGAUGAAAAAAGAGGAAGAAGACGAGCCAUUACAAGGCGAGGCUGAAGUCGAGAGAAUGUUCAAGAAAAUCUACGCUAGUGCGAGCGAUGACACGAGACGAGCAAUGAUCAAGAGCUACAGCGAGUCGAAUGGCACGGUUCUGUCAACAAAUUGGUCCGAAAUCAGCAAGGAAAAGACUGAAGUGAAGCCACCAGAUAGCAUGGAGUACAAGAAAUGGGAGCAA